AUGUGGCUUGACCGCAUGUCCGGUCAUUCGACCCCUCCAGGACCUCCGAUUGAUAGUCGCAGCAAUUCCCCCCUUCCUCGACGGCCAACUUCUCGUCUAUCCCCCUAUGCACAAAAUAGUCGCCCGCACCCGAGUCGACCUGGAUCGUCCUUGUCUAACUUACUCACCCCUAGCGACUCCACUAUAUCUCUCUCCGCCACCCCACGUGGCGAUGACUCGGAAACGCUGGCGGAAGCAGAAUCGCCUGUCUUAUCUUCUACACCUGAAGCAAAGCCGUCGCAGUUGGUGGCGGAGAUCGACUUUGGAGACCUCAGCCUCGAGGAGUUUGUCACGAAACCAGAUGAGCCGAGGAGGGUUUCAAAUAGCGACAUUGGAGCGCAAACAAUCCAACAGUUCGAGAAGGAAAGAGAUAAAUUUCAGGAUCUACAUUCGGCUAUCACAGGCUGUGACGAUGUUUCUAAAUCGGUAGAAAAGUACCUGAAUGACUUUCAGACUGAGCUCGGUGCAGUUUCGGCGGAGAUAGAGACUCUCCAGACUCGAUCCAUACAGCUGAAUGCAAUGCUGGCGAAUCGACGCAAUGUAGAACAACUUCUAGGGCCCGCUGUGGAGGAAAUUUGCAUCGCUCCAAAAGCUGUUCGACUAAUUGUAGAGGGGCCGAUUGAUGAGAAUUGGGUCAAAGCGCUGAAUGAGAUCGAGAGCCGGGCAGCGACUAUCGAAGCCAAAGCUUCUAGCCCCAGUAGCACCAAGUCGGUCGAGGAUGUUCGUCCACUGCUGAGUGAUAUCAAGAAAAAAGCAGUUGAGAGGAUCCGGGACUAUCUGGUCUCACAGAUCAGAGCCCUGCGAUCCCCAAAUAUCAACGCCCAGAUUAUCCAACAGCAGCGCUUGGCUUACAUCAACACGAUGCGGUGGUAUUAUCUAUCUCAUUUUACUCGCUAUCUUCAAGCGCUUGAGAAGAUCAAGGUGUACCCUAGCGAUCGAAAUGAGGUUCUGGGGGGAGAUCCCUCAGCUCCAAAAUCAGGGAAUCUUGUCCCCGGUGGGCGGACUGGUCCCGCGGCUCAUGACCCAUUCUCGCUCGGCAGGAGAAUUGAAGUCUUGCGAACUAGUAAUCACAUGGCCAUAUCUUCAUAUGUGGCAGAGGAAGACACGUCUUUCCACGGAAUUGAGGUCCCUUUCAGGAACUUCAACCUGGCUUUGAUGGACAAUGUCUCUGCCGAAUACUCCUUCAUGACGGAGAUGUUCUCCACUUUGUCCUUCCAGCAGAUAUCCCGCAAAGCUACUGAAAUAUUCGACCCGGUCUUUGCUCUUGGGCAAGGACUGACCAAGCAGUUAGUCGAGCACACGACCGACUCUCUAGGCGUCCUAAUUUGCGUACGGUUGAAUCAGCAGGCUGCCUUUGAACUCCAACGUCGAAAAGUACCCGUUGCUGACGCGUACAUCAAUGGUAUAAACAUGCGGCUCUGGCCGAGGUUCCAAGUGAUCAUGGACCUUCACUGCGAGUCUUUAAAGCGGGUAGCUUCGCACACAGGCCGAAGUGCCGUAUCCGCCCUAUCUCUGACUGGCGGGGAUGACUUGAACCAAUCCUCAGCGCCCCACUUCCUUACGCAGAGGUUCGGUCAGUUGUUGCAUGGCAUCUUGGUGCUGAGUAGUGAAGCUGGAGACGACGAGCCGGUGUCUAAUAGUUUGUCGCGGUUAGCAGCCGAGUUCGAUAACCUUUUGGCGAAACUGAGCAGGAUCGGCGGCGAUGCGAAGAGACGGGAAAGAUUCCUAUUUAAUAAUUAUUCUUUGAUUUUGACUAUCAUCAGCGAUACCCAUGGCAAGUUAGCAACCGAACAGAAAGGGCAUUUGGACGACAUGUUGAAGAAUGUUGGAAAGCGUGGUUAG
Molecule: messenger RNA, 1881 nt
Organism: Aspergillus nomiae NRRL 13137
Lineage: Eukaryota; Fungi; Ascomycota; Eurotiomycetes; Eurotiales; Aspergillaceae
Product: putative GARP complex subunit (Sac2)
Exons: 6
Coding region: 1-1881 (626 amino acids)
Biological process (GO): retrograde transport, endosome to Golgi; endocytic recycling; Golgi to vacuole transport
Cellular component (GO): GARP complex
Molecular function (GO): syntaxin binding
Source: RefSeq, a predicted model, not a curated record